CAUAUGCAUGGCUGUGAUAUGCAUUUCUUGUAAAGCUUCCACGAGGAUUCGUCUUCGAAUUCUCUUCGUCCCUGACCAUGCCAUCUCUUUGGCACCCGGAAAAUCUUCCGACCACCGUUACAUUUUUUAUUUUGUCUUUAAUGCACCGAUUCAUAGUUUUCAUUUCAUUCUAUUUAGUCUUUCAUAAUUUCCAAGAGCAUUUGAAGUUUUUGAUCAAAUACGGGCAAUUGCUUUCGGGGACACUCGAACUGUAUUGAAGUCCAUUUAGGAAGUCUUUGUUCUGAACUGCACUUAUGCCUGGGAACAAGUAUAACGACAACUCACAAGUCCCCAACAGUCGAGUGGCGAGGCUCGUUAGAGAAAGAGAGCUGAGAAGAACCGGCAGAGCUUCUUCAAAUGAUGUUACUGAUGGCAUCAGAGAGUCUGAGAUCUCUGGGCAUGAUAUUUCAUUACCUCCCAACUUCGAACAAUAUUUGGAAGCAGCAGCACAGGCGAUUAAUGGGGCGCGGGAAAGGUCUGAUGGAAUGCCUAACAGACAGAGAUUGUUAGUGGUUGCUAAUAGACUUCCUGUGUCCGCAGUUCGGAGAGGUGAGGAUUCAUGGUCACUAGACAUAAGUGCAGGUGGUCUAGUAAGCGCUCUUCUCGGCGUGAAGGAUUUUGAGGCACGAUGGAUUGGGUGGGCAGGCGUAAAUGUGCCGGAUGAAAUCGGGCAGAAGACCCUAACUAAAGAGUUAGCUGAAAAGAGGUGCAUCCCUGUUUUCCUAGAUGAAGAAGUUGUUCAUCAAUAUUACAAUGGCUAUUGCAAUAACAUAUUGUGGCCUCUCUUCCACUACCUUGGUCUUCCCCAAGAAGAUCGACUUGCGACUACCAGGAGUUUUCAGUCUCAAUUUGCUGCGUAUAAGAAGGCAAACCAAAUGUUUGCUGACGUAGUUAAUCAACAUUAUGAAGAGGGUGAUGUUGUUUGGUGUCAUGAUUACCAUCUCAUGUUUCUUCCCAAAUGUCUGAAGGAAUACAACAGCAAAAUGAAAGUUGGGUGGUUUCUACAUACACCCUUUCCAUCAUCUGAAAUCCACAGGACACUACCAUCUCGAACUGAGCUUCUACAUGCAGUUCUAGCAGCCGAUUUGGUUGGGUAA
Messenger RNA from Olea europaea var. sylvestris, 1136 nucleotides. RefSeq names its product alpha,alpha-trehalose-phosphate synthase [UDP-forming] 1-like. Gene Ontology annotation, biological process: trehalose biosynthetic process. The record is from RefSeq and is a predicted model, not a curated record. Gene Ontology annotation, molecular function: catalytic activity. Bases 294 to 1136 code for a protein of 280 amino acids. The transcript has 4 exons. Gene Ontology annotation, cellular component: cytosol. NCBI's taxonomy places the organism in Eukaryota, Viridiplantae, Streptophyta, Magnoliopsida, Lamiales, Oleaceae.